UCAGCUCCCUGGCUCCUGAAACCGCUGGGUCAAAAGUAACCCCCUCCGAGCCCCGCCCUGUGCUCCUCAAGCGCAUGCGUCGCACAGGGGCGCCUUUUACGACGCGGCGGCCGCUGCGCGCUUGGCGGCCGGAGCGAAACGAGCGAAGCGCGGGUGGCCGCUGCGGCAGGGCCGAAGGGACGCGCGGGCGGCGGCGGCGUCGCCAUGUCGCACGGCCACAGCCACGGCGGGAGCGGCUGCCGCUGUGCCGCCGAACGGGAGGAGCCACCCGAGCAGCGCGGCCUGGCCUACGGCCUGUACCUGCGCAUCGACCUGGAGCGGCUGCAGUGCCUCAACGAGAGCCGUGAAGGCAGCGGUCGCGGCGUCUUCAAGCCCUGGGAGGAGCGGACCGACCGCUCCAAGUUUGUUGAAAGUGAUGCAGAUGAAGAGCUUCUGUUUAAUAUUCCAUUCACAGGCAAUGUCAAGCUCAAAGGCAUCAUUAUAAUGGGAGAAGAUGAUGACUCACACCCCUCUGAGAUGAGACUGUACAAGAACAUUCCACAGAUGUCCUUUGAUGAUACAGAUAGGGAGCCAGAUCAGACCUUUAGUCUGAACCGGGAUCUUACAGGAGAAUUAGAGUAUGCUACAAAAAUUUCUCGUUUUUCAAAUGUCUAUCACCUUUCAAUUCAUAUUUCAAAAAACUUUGGAGCCGAUACCACAAAGGUCUUUUAUAUUGGCCUGAGAGGAGAAUGGACUGAGCUUCGCCGACAUGAAGUGACCAUCUGCAAUUAUGAAGCAUCGGCCAACCCAGCUGACCACAGGGUCCAUCAGGUUACCCCACAGACACACUUUAUUUCCUAAGGGCUGGCCAAGGCUCCUACAGAGGCGUUGUGUCAGUGAAGAUAUGUGACAUCCUGUUGGGGAGGACAAAGAGAGAUGGGGCUCCAGAGAGAGUUGGCAGCUACAGCCUCUGCCAAGCUUUGUGUUUGGAGCUUGCUGCAGAAACCUGGCCUAUGGAAGACACCACACCCCCGGAAAGGCUUGUGUGGGCGCUGAGGGACAAUCGUGGUUCUCUAGGGGCCUGCAGAAAUUGGGUCUUGGGCUGGUCAGCGUCUGGUAGUCAUGGAUAAUGCCUGCCUUUCCAGUUAAUGUGGCCAUGGGAUUCCAAGUAUCUUGUUGCUUUGUGGCAGGAUUUUUGUGUGACUUUUUUUUUUCUUAAAGUGGAGACUAUUCCUGGGCUGCAUAAACUUUCUGAAGCCUCAGCAUUGUGUUUGUAUUAACCAUCAGGAGGGUUUCCAACUAGAAAUACUUGUCCCUGCUUGCUCCUUCUCCCUGUCAUCUUUCAACAUUCUUGUCAAGUUGCCCAGCUUGGAGUUGUCUGUCAUUCAGUAGUGUCCCAUGGUUAUAGCUAGAAGAGCAGGAAUCACCUGAUGAUGCUUAAUAGCUUGAGGAGAAGGUCUUUUUUCCUACUGCCCAGGUAAGCAGUCUGAGGCGAGCAAGGGCAUCAUUUCUGUGUUUGUGGGUAUGCUGGUCCGGGUGAGAUUGGGACUUAGGUAAGAUUCUCCUUGGAUAUCCUUAAUGUUUAUUAGCUUCUCACUAGUAUUGUAAGCCCAGUGGCAGAAUUUGGAAAUCUCAGUUCUUCUGUUCAUGGCUUUUUAUUCACUGUGAUUAAUAAGCUUCCUAAUAAAUCCUUGCCAGACUUAA
Molecule: messenger RNA, 1683 nt
Organism: Sus scrofa (pig)
Lineage: Eukaryota; Metazoa; Chordata; Mammalia; Artiodactyla; Suidae
Gene: PITHD1
Product: PITH domain containing 1
Cellular component (GO): nucleus
Source: RefSeq, a predicted model, not a curated record